AUGAAACAAACUCAGAUCUUUCAAGAUAUUCUCCGAAGUUCUUACUCAAGAAGAUUACUACUUGAACAGUCACCAAGUCCGGCACCGUCCCCAUAUGCAGAUGAUAACAACUUUGAUGCAAAUAUUGUCAUGGUUCUAUCAGUCCUCUUAUGUGCACUCGUUUGCUCGCUUGGACUCAAUUCUGUAAUAAGAUGUGCCUUGAGGUGCUCCAGUUUAGCACCAUCUGAAGCUGGUGACAACCAAGCAGCAGCUCGCUUGAGCAACACAGGAGUCAAACGAAAAGCCUUGAAGAGUUUCCAGACAGUAAGUUACUCUGCUGAUUUGAAUCUGCCUGGCCUAGAUACAGAGUGUGCCAUAUGUCUCUCAGAGUUUGUAUCCGAAGAGCGUGUGAAGCUGCUUCCGACAUGCCACCACGGAUUCCAUGUCCGGUGUAUAGACAAAUGGCUUAGUGCACACUCAUCCUGUCCCACCUGCAGGCACUGCCUCAUAGAGACAUGCCAGAAGAUAGCCGACUGCAGCCAAACAAGCUCGUUAAACACUACUCAACCACCGCAAGAUAGCAUCAUCGUGCAAAUAGCACCACUACAACCGGAAAGAUGGAUACGCUGUUUUAGGUGA
Messenger RNA from Eruca vesicaria subsp. sativa (arugula), 618 nucleotides. NCBI's taxonomy places the organism in Eukaryota, Viridiplantae, Streptophyta, Magnoliopsida, Brassicales, Brassicaceae. The record is from the annotation of a GenBank genome assembly.